This is a messenger RNA of Suricata suricatta (meerkat), 2365 nucleotides long. It is a transcript of the gene SMG9, whose product is annotated as SMG9 nonsense mediated mRNA decay factor. NCBI's taxonomy places the organism in Eukaryota, Metazoa, Chordata, Mammalia, Carnivora, Herpestidae. Gene Ontology annotation, biological process: nuclear-transcribed mRNA catabolic process, nonsense-mediated decay. The coding region runs from base 318 to 1946 and encodes 542 amino acids. The transcript has 15 exons. The record is from RefSeq and is a predicted model, not a curated record.
GACGCUUCUUUCUGGCGCGCCCAGCCCUCGGCGCAUGCGCAAGGCCAGCACCCUCGCGGGUCUUGAUCUCCGCUCUGCCCCGCUCUACCUUCUCCUCUUCCUUUUUCGGACCGGCGUUCUUUGGGAGCCGCUUCCGGGGUGCCUAGACCGGUUCCGGAGUGACCGGUGCCUGCUUUCCCUCUCUCUUCCCAACGCUCUUUACAGACGCCAUUUACAGGCCCGUGGCUUGUAGUGGGACCUCCCCCCACCAGCUCCGUCACGGAAACCGCGCGUAGCGCUGCGCCCCAAGAGCCAAUCAGCAGCCGCCUUAGGCAACCAUGUCUGAGUCAGGCCAUAGUCAGCCUGGGCUCUAUGGGAUAGAGAGGCGGCGACGCUGGAAGGAGCCUGGCCCCGGCGGCCCCCAGAACCUCUCCGGGCCCGGUGGUCGGGAGAGGGACUACAUUGCCCCGUGGGAGAGAGAGAGACGGGAUGGCAGCGAAGAGACCAGCACCGCCGUCAUGCAGAAAACCCCCAUCAUCCUCUCAAAGCCUCCAGCAGAGCGGUCUAAGCAGCCACCGCCCCCAGCAGCCCCAGCCGCCCCACCUGCCCCAGCCCCUCUCGAGAAGCCCAUCGUCCUCAUGAAACCACGGGAAGAGGGGAAGGGGCCUGCGGCUGCCACAACCGCCUCCACCCCCGAGGGCGCUGCCCCGGCACCCCCGGCGGCCCCCGCACCGCCCAAGGGAGAGAAGGAGGGACAGAGACCCACGCAGCCUGUGUACCAGAUCCAGAACCGGGGCAUGGGCACUGCCGCGCCGGCCGCCAUGGACCCUGUCGUGGGCCAGGCCAAACUGCUGCCCCCAGAGCGCAUGAAGCACAGCAUCAAGUUGGUAGAUGACCAGAUGAAUUGGUGUGACAGCGCCAUCGAGUACCUGUUGGAUCAGACUGAUGUGCUGGUGGUUGGUGUCCUAGGCCUUCAGGGGACGGGCAAGUCCAUGGUCAUGUCAUUGUUGUCAGCCAACACUCCUGAGGAGGACCAGAGGGCAUACGUCUUCCGGGCCCAGAGUGCCGAAAUGAAGGAACGAGGGGGCAACCAGACCAGUGGCAUCGACUUCUUUAUCACCCAAGAGCGGAUCGUUUUCCUGGACACACAGCCCAUCCUGAGCCCCUCCAUCCUGGACCACCUUAUCAACAAUGACCGCAAGCUGCCUCCGGAGUACAACCUGCCCCACACCUACGUAGAGAUGCAGUCGCUCCAGAUCGCGGCCUUCCUCUUCACCGUCUGCCACGUGGUGAUCGUUGUCCAGGACUGGUUCACAGACCUCAGUUUAUACAGGUUCCUCCAGACUGCAGAGAUGGUGAAGCCCUCUACCCCGUCCCCCAGCCACGAGUCCAGCAGUUCCUCAGGCUCCGACGAAGGCACUGAGUACUACCCCCACCUGGGAUCCACAUCCGCCCAUUUCUCUGUCCCCGGCAUCUCCAGCACAGACUCAGGGAGUGAGUGUGGAGUCUUCCUGCAGAACAAAGCUCGCCGGGAGGACUUCUGUCCUCGCAAGCUGCGCCAGAUGCACCUGAUGAUUGACCAGCUCAUGGCUCACUCCCACUUGCGUUACAAGGGUACUCUGUCCAUGUUACAGUGCAACGUCUUCCCCGGGCUCCCACCCGACUUCCUGGACUCCGAGGUCAACUUGUUCCUGGUGCCCUUCAUGGACAGCGAAGCAGAGAGUGAAAACCCACCCCGAGCAGGACCUGGUUCCAGCCCGCUCUUCUCCCUGCUCCCUGGGUACCGUGGCCACCCCAGUUUCCAGUCCCUGGUGAGCAAGCUCCGGAGCCAGGUGAUGUCCAUGGCCCGGCCACAGCUGUCACACACCAUCCUCACGGAGAAGAACUGGUUCCACUACGCUGCCCGGAUCUGGGACGGCGUGAAGAAGUCCUCUGCCCUGGCGGAGUACAGCCGCCUGCUGGCCUGAGGCCGAGGGGAGGAACGGCACGCAGAGAGAGAGCCCCCUGCCGGGUCCCCACGGACGGAGAGGGGCACACAGUGAGUGGCGGCAGGCCUGAUGAUGAGGGACUGCGACAUCCCGGAGACGUGAGGCGUCCAGGGCCAGGCCCCGCCCCCCUCAGCGGAGUGUUGUUCAGGGGGCGACGCUGGGACCCCACCCCACCCGGGCCAGGGCGGCCAUCCUCAGUCCCCGCAGGGACAGGCAGUGGGAGUAGUCCGAGUGGUCACCGAGGACCCAGGUUCCGUCUUGACCUCCUCGGCAGGGACAGGAGCCGCGGGUCCCGCCCCUGGACUCUGAGCCCUCUCCUGUGAGGGGUGGCAGGGUCUGGGGGGGCCCGUCGUUGGGGCAGGUCUGGGGGUUCGAAUAAAGAGUCACGUGAGCCUGUU